UGGCACGUGAUCCGGGAGCGGCUUGGUCGCUUAGUGGCUCGGUCUGUCUGUCCGUCCGCGGGUGCCAUCAUGGCGGACGCGGCCAGUCAGGUGCUCCUGGGCUCCGGCCUCACCAUCCUGUCCCAGCCGCUCAUGUACGUGAAGGUGCUCAUCCAGGUGGGAUAUGAGCCUCUUCCUCCAACAAUAGGACGAAAUAUUUUUGGGCGGCAAGUAUGUCAGCUUCCUGGUCUCUUUUGUUAUGCUCAGCACAUUGCGAGCAUCGAUGGGAAGCGUGGGUUGUUCACAGGCUUAACUCCAAGACUGUGUUCAGGUGUCCUUGGAACUGUGGUCCAUGGUAAAGUUUUACAGCAUUACCAGGAAUGCGACAAGGUUGAGGAUUUAGGCCCCGGAAAUGUACAGAAAGAAGUCACACCUUCCUUUGACCAAGUUAUCAAGGAGACAACUCGAGAGAUGAUGGCCCGUUCUGCUGCUACCCUCAUCACACAUCCCUUCCACGUGAUCACUCUGAGAUCUAUGGUACAGUUCAUUGGCAGAGAAUCCAAGUACUGUGGACUUUAUGACUCCAUAGUAACCAUCUAUCGUGAAGAGGGCAUCCUAGGAUUUUUUGCGGGUCUUAUUCCUCGCCUCCUAGGUGACAUCAUUUCUUUGUGGCUCUGUAACUCACUGGCCUACCUCGUCAAUACCUAUGCCCUGGACAGUGGGGUUUCCACCAUGAGUGAAAUGAAGAGUUAUUCCCAAGCUGUCACAGGAUUUUUUGCCAGUAUGUUGACCUAUCCCUUUGUGCUUGUCUCUAAUCUUAUGGCUGUCAACAACUGUGGGCUUGCUGGUGGAUGCCCUCCUUACUCCCCAGUAUAUACUUCUUGGAUAGAUUGCUGGUGCAUGCUACAAAAAGAGGCGCCAUGCUGCUGCUCCUGCUGGGCCUGCUGGGCCCUGCCGCCUGCCGGGCCCUGGGGCCGGGGCCGGGGCCGGGCUCGACCGAGCUGCGCUCGGCCUUCUCGGCCGCACGCACCACCCCCCUGGAGGGCACAUCGGAGAUGGCGGUGACCUUCGACAAGGUGUACGUGAACAUCGGCGGCGACUUCGACGCGGCCACAGGCCAGUUCCGCUGCCGCGUGCCCGGCGCCUACU
Neomonachus schauinslandi (Hawaiian monk seal) is the source of this 1128-nucleotide messenger RNA. RefSeq names its product mitochondrial carrier 2 (gene MTCH2). Lineage: Eukaryota; Metazoa; Chordata; Mammalia; Carnivora; Phocidae. The coding region runs from base 70 to 1044 and encodes 324 amino acids. Gene Ontology annotation, cellular component: membrane; mitochondrion. The record is from RefSeq and is a predicted model, not a curated record. Gene Ontology annotation, biological process: positive regulation of apoptotic process. The transcript has 13 exons.